Messenger RNA from Aspergillus homomorphus CBS 101889, 1854 nucleotides. RefSeq lists its product as uncharacterized. The record is from RefSeq and is a predicted model, not a curated record. Gene Ontology annotation, molecular function: DNA-binding transcription factor activity, RNA polymerase II-specific; DNA binding; zinc ion binding. Gene Ontology annotation, biological process: DNA-templated transcription; regulation of DNA-templated transcription. Lineage: Eukaryota; Fungi; Ascomycota; Eurotiomycetes; Eurotiales; Aspergillaceae. The annotation marks the transcript as partial. The transcript has a single exon.
CAUCCGCGCAGCUGCCUCUCGUGCCGCGCCCGCAAGAUCCGAUGCGACCGCGGCCAGCCGUGCGCCAGCUGCGAGCGCGCCGACGCCCCCUGCGUCUAUCCGCCCGGCCCAGGUCGGGCCCCUAAACAAGCCCGCAACGCCCGUCUGCUGGACCGCAUCUCCCGGCUCGAGACCAUCAUCCGCCGACUGGAAGAGGAGAACGUGCAGUGCGACCCUGCCUCCGGCCAUGGCUCCGGGUCCAGCGCGACUCCGCCGGUCGAGCAGCUAGGCCGGCUGGUCGUGAACGACACGCGCAGCUACUACAUCAGCAACGUCCUCUGGGCCCGCCUGGGCGACGAGGUCGAGGAGCUGCGCGAUGCGCUGGACGAGCCUACCUCGGAGCCCGAGGACAGCUGGACAGAGGAGCCAGCGAGCAGUUUCCACACCAUGCCCCGCGGGCUAGGGACCAACGCCGCCAUCAUGGGCUUCCGCUCGCUGGCCUCCUCGCUGACAGCCCUGCACCCAGCCCUAUCCGAGUCCGUCGCGCUGCUCGAGAUCUUCAAGCAGAAUGUCGCCCCGCUCGUGCGCAUCUUCCACAUGCCCACCCUCCUCCGCCUCUACUGGGACGCCGUGGCCGCCGUCGACACCGUCGAGAAGGAAACCGAGGCCCUGCUCUUCGCUAUCUACUACUCCGCCGUGAUCAGCAUGGAACCAGCCCAGUGCCUCGCCACGCUGGGAGUCGAGCGGUCCCUUGCCCUCCGCACCUACCGCUUCGCCGUCGAGCAGGCCCUCGCGCGCGCCAACCUGCUCAACACGCAGAACAUAACCCUCCUGCAAGCAACCGUGCUCUUCCUCACGGCACUGCGUAACGAAGACGACAGCCGCACCAUCUGGUCGCUCACGGCGCUCAUCUUCCACAUCGCCCAGGCUAUGGGGCUGCACCGCGACGGCGCCCCCUUCGGCCUACCCCCGCUCGAGACCGAGCUGCGCCGCCGCCUGUGGUGGUACAUCUGCCUGCUGGACAACCGAUCCUCCGAGUACCAUGGCUGCCAGCCCAUCGUGCAGGACGAGUCGACCUUCGACACCCGCAUGCCCCUCAACAUCAACGACGCCGACCUCUCCGCCGCCACCCGCCACCCCCCGCCCGAGCGCGCUGACGCUACCGAAAUGACCUUCUGUCUCAUUCGCUGCCACGCCAUGCUCGUCAUGUGGAAGAUCGGCUAUAUCCCUGCGACCUUGCCCAGCGCCGUCCCCAGCAGCAGCAGCAGCAGCAGCAGCAGCCGCAACCAAGCCCCCGCCCUGACCCUCGCCGACCGCGAAGCCCUAGCACAGGAGCUCCAGACCCGCCUGGAGACAGAGUACCUGCCGCACUACACAAACGCGAGCUCAAACGACCCGUUCCACGCCGUCGCAGCCGCCGUCACAAGGCUCAUUAUCGCCCGCACCUGGCUGGUCGUCUACUACCCGAGCCAAACGAACACGAACGAAGUCACUACCACCACCACCACCACCACCACUGCCGCUACCAACAACCCCGACCCAACCCGCACCCGCCUCUUCGACCUCUCGCUCUCCGUCCUCUCGCUGUCGAGCGCGCUCCUCGCGAACGCGGCCAUCCAGCAGUGGGCAUGGCACUACCAGACGCACUUUCAGUGGCACGCGACCGUCCUCGUGCUGUCGGAGAUCUGCCGGCGCCCGCCGUCGCCACAGUGCGACCGCGCCUGGGACUACGUCAACUCCGUGUAUGCGCGCUGGAGCGAGAAUAUGCGCGCCAGUGCCAGCGGCCAUUGGAGGAACGAGUCUGGGGCCCGCGGCGCCCUGUGGAGGCCCGUUAUGCGUCUUAUGGCCAAGGCGAGGUAUGUGCGUGAGAUUCAG